Corvus hawaiiensis (hawaiian crow) is the source of this 12530-nucleotide messenger RNA. It is a transcript of the gene SGMS2, whose product is annotated as sphingomyelin synthase 2. Bases 734 to 1831 code for a protein of 365 amino acids. Lineage: Eukaryota; Metazoa; Chordata; Aves; Passeriformes; Corvidae. Gene Ontology annotation, biological process: sphingomyelin biosynthetic process; ceramide biosynthetic process. Gene Ontology annotation, molecular function: ceramide cholinephosphotransferase activity; sphingomyelin synthase activity. The record is from RefSeq and is a predicted model, not a curated record. Gene Ontology annotation, cellular component: endoplasmic reticulum membrane; Golgi membrane. The transcript has 6 exons.
CGGGGGUUCCGAGAGGUCCGGCCGGUCCGGCCGGCCCUGCCCCGGACAGCGGCGGCGGCGGUAGCGCCGGGGUGAGUCACUGCUUGGAAAUGGAGUGGGCGGGCGUGCGCGUAGCAGAAUGAAUGAUGUCAGGGAGCACCGCGGCGAGCGUGAGGCUCGCGGCAAACACGGCGGCGGCCGCAGCUCCGAACGAGCGCUGCCCCUGGCGCCCCCCGGCCCGGAGCCGCCCUCCAGCGGGAGAGCCCUUCCAGCUGCGGCACUGCUGAGGCAGGAAACCUCUGCGAGAAGUGUCGCCUCCGCCGACGCCCUUAAAGCCGGUCCCUUUCGCCAGGAAGGAGAAGAGGCUGAGGCUGGGAGAGGAGCAAAUUGCAGGGGAAGAUAGAGAUUGUGGCAAACUUUCUAGCUGCUUCUGCCUGCUGCUACCUCACUGGUGGGAGUGUCUGGCCAUAAGGAACUGCAAAGCCCAAACCUCAGAGCCCUGAGGCUCCAAAAAAGACUUUCUUUGGAGGGGGAACUGCCAGCGGUGCAAGCUUUUGCAUGUACAGCUGAGUAGAUGAUUCAGCUCUAGAAGAAAGAUUUGUCUUCACAAAUUCCUUUGAAAGCACAAUGGACGCAUUUUAGUGUUCUACAGAAGUCAUCUAGGAGCAAGAACAUUGGACUUUGAGGAAGAACAAAGUUCAGAGAGCCCGGAAAUUGGUCACUAACAAACACACUUUGGCCAUACAGCUUGGAAAUGAAUACCAUUGAGACAGCAAAGCUUGAAGAGCAUAUGGAGGGUCAACCAAAUGACACUUCUACUGGCUACUCACGACCUACUCUCUCAGUCAGUGAAGAGAACAAAAAUGGCACUAGCAAACCAAAGGGCUUGUCUAAUGGCUUGCGAAAAACAGCAAAGAAGUAUCCUGAUUACAUCCAGAUUGCUAUGCCUGCUGAAUCUAGGAACAAAUUUCCUCUGGAAUGGUGGAAAACAGGCAUUGCCUUUGUCUAUGCUCUCUUCAACUUGAUUUUAACAACUGUCAUGAUCACUGUGGUCCAUGAGAGAGUACCUCCAAAGGAGCUAAGCCCUCCCUUACCUGACAAAUUUUUUGAUUACAUUGAUCGUGUGAAAUGGGCUUUUUCUGUAUCAGAAAUAAAUGGAAUGAUACUACUUGGCUUAUGGAUAUUCCAGUGGUUGUUUCUUAGAUACAAAUCAAUAGUGGGACGCAGGUUCUUUUUUAUAAUAGGAACUUUGUAUCUGUACCGCUGUAUUACCAUGUACGUUACCACCUUACCUGUGCCUGGAAUGCAUUUUCAGUGUGCGCCUAAGUUGAAUGGAGACUCUCAGGCAAAGGUUCAGAGAAUCCUGCGACUGAUUUCUGGUGGUGGUCUAUCCAUAACUGGAUCACACAUCCUGUGUGGAGACUUCCUGUUUAGUGGACACACUGUAGUACUAACGCUGGUCUAUCUGUUCAUCAAAGAGUAUUCACCACGUCAUUUUUGGUGGUAUCACUUAAUUUGCUGGCUAAUGAGUGCUGCUGGCAUCAUUUGUAUCCUGGUUGCUCAUGAACACUAUACCGUAGAUGUCAUCAUUGCCUACUAUAUCACCACGCGGCUCUUCUGGUGGUACCACUCAAUGGCUAAUGAAAAGACUUUAAAGGUAUCUUCGCAGACGAAUUUUCUCUCUCGAGCAUGGUGGUAUCCAAUAUUUUAUUUCUUUGAGAAGAAUGUGCAAGGCUCUGUUCCUUGCAGUUUUUCCUGGCCAAUAUCUUGGCCUCCCAGCUGCUUCAAAUCUUCAUGUAAAAAGUAUUCACGGGUUCAGAAGACAGGAGAGGACAAUGAAAAAUCUACCUGAAGAAAAGAAGGAAAGCAUCUGCUCUGGUUUUUUCGGUUUUGAUUUUUCUUUUUUUUUUUUUUUUUUUUUACCAAAACAUCAAUGCUGUAACCAAAGUUCUUAAGAGGACUGUAACUGAAGAAGUGGACCAAGCUUCUGUGCAAUUGAUUGGAAAGACAAUUGUAGAUUCAUAUAUUGCUAUUUCAGAUGUUUUCCUCUCAUGAGGCUGUACAGACCUAUUCUACUCUUCAGUGCUAAUGAAAUGCACCACUGAUGGGAUUUUUUUAUUAAAGAAAAAAUGGAGCAGGACUUUGCUUUAUUAAUGAGAUAGAGGUGCCAAAGACCACAGUAACAUUUCCAUUACUAACUCUCACUCAUCCACAGAAGCACCCAAAAGUCUCGUCUUCAGAGCUCUGGAGUGCGUAAGGGCAAAAACAUCCUAAAAUGUAAAAGCACGAUACUGGUGUAUUGAGGUGUAUAAAAAAAAUAACACAAUUGUGGGAAGUGGUUUGUUGCGUUAUUCUUGCUAAUGAAGGUAAGGCCUUUGUGACUGGUACAGCUGGAAGCGAGUCUGACUUUUUUAUACACUGUGGGUUUGGAUAUCUUAUGACUCUAAAAUACUACUUACCACCAUUAACUCCCAUGUAUUCUACUACAUACCAAUUUUUACAUUUUUAUUAGUAAUUUUAUAUUUAAACAGUUGUGCUACUUGAUGAAUUUGCAAAUUAGAAAUAGCUGCUAACAUCAGAGUUCAAGGAGCCUAGAAUUUUAUUUUUAAUAAGGGACACAGUUUCAAUGUCAAUCUUGAAUUGCAGCUGGCCUUGUGUAUAUAGCUAUAUAGUGCCUGUCAGUGUAUAUAGAUGCAUAUAUACACAAAAGCACACACCUUAAACAAAAUUAUUUACUGGGAAUAGUGAUCAUAAAGUUCUUGAUGCAGGCAAAAGUUCUACAGCUCUCACCUGCUUGAGGAAUGCGAGGCCAGGUCCAAAAUGAGGCUACAUUUAAAAUAAACAUUUUAAUUUUAGUAGCAAUCUUUUGCUGAAGCUAUGUAGCAGGCUUGCUUGGGAGCCAUAGUUCUUCAUUGAAUUUCUUUUUUUUUUCUUUUACCUCUGGACACAUGUUUCUGUGACUUACUUUGAAAAAGACAACCAAACAAAAAAGCUAAGGUUGAAAUACCUACAACAGCAGCAUUUCUUCAAUUGCAACCUAAAAUAAUUUCAUAUUAAAUGACACUGUGGUAGAACUCACAUGUAGAUUCCCUUUUUUACCCAGGGCUUCAGUCCAGCUAAAAUGGCUAUUUAAACAAGUUGGCUGAGAAUGUGGGAUAUUACCAUGGGGUAAACAUGUAACAAAACCAUAGAUUAACAGCUACCUGUUUCUUGUUGGUUUGUUUUUUGUAUUGUUGUGAAAGCAAAGUAGAAAAUUAGCACACCAUGUUUAGCUAUUAAUAUUCUGUAUUAAUUUCUGCAGUUAAUACUAUUUUCAGAUGAUCAGUAAAACCUAAUGAAAAGAUAAAACUGCAUUAAGUGUUGAGGUGAUACUAAUAUAAAGGAAAUGCUGCGUAUUUUAAGAAUGUCUUGAACUGAGUGACAAGUGUGAACGCAAUUUAAAUAAUGACAAGUUGUUUUUUAAAAUUAAAUACAGAGUACUCAAAUAUAAUCUUUCUUCAGUUAAGGGGAUCAUUGCUCUGAGUUGUACAUGAGAAUAUUUUUGAUGUGCGUUUCAAAUAUUUUUGUGCAUUAUCAAAAUAAUACAAUAAAAAAUGUUCCUUUCAGUACAUCCUUGGAAAAACUUAGCUAAGAAAGAAAUUCUGCUAAUGUUUGGUUUUGUUACUUAAAAUAAGCUUAGUAGACUCUGAUAAUGUGCCCCUGAAGUUGUGUGUUUAUGGGCAUAUCUGUGCUUUCAUUUGCUUGCUUCUAGCAGACCUUGAACAGCUAAAAAGCCAGUAUCAAAACAUUUUUGAAUCCUUAAUCAUAUAAAUUAAUCUGUUCAACACCAGUCAGUAAAUCUUGCAAGAUACUUGUUAUAUCAGUACUACUUCAUAGAUCAUAAUUUUUUAAGCUAAAACCUAAGCUUUGAGAUACCUUAAAUAUGGCCAUGUUAAGCCACUUGUAGUAAUACUAUCUUUUAGGAGUUAUGAAUGAAUUUCAUUAGUGGUCACCGUGCCUUGAAAAUCACAUGAUGAAAAGCAUUACCUAAGGAGCUUAAGCAGUGGUUUUCAUCUGGUGGCUGAAAAACAAACAUUUUGAUAGCCUAGAUAUCUAAUUAUCUGCAUAACCACCACCGUGUCUCAGUGGGAUUUCUAUAAUAGAUCUGCAAAGCAGGCUUUCCUCAUUCAGGAUGAGGUGUUUGGGGUUUUUUACAUUUAUUCCUGUUUCUGAAAGAAAAAAAUGUGGAAGUGAUGAAAUAGAACUAAGUAAAGUCUCUGCUUUUGUUGGGCUGUGUAAGCUUUCAUUCUGCUGCUGAAUUUGAUAGAGAUUCCCAUUGUAAUACAAAAGGAAAGUUUAAGUAGCAGCUCUAGCUCAAAAUACUUGAUUCCUCUUCUGGCUCAGUCCUCCCUUAACUGCUUAAUAUUUAUCCAUUGUAUGAAAGCUCUCAAAGGGGUGUGUGUGUUUAAUUAGCAGAAAGCCCCAAUUCUCUAUGCUCUCAAUAGCUUUUAAUUGCUUUUACAAACUUGGAUGGUAUAGCUGUAUUUGAAGACUCUUUAGACCUAUAUGUAAGGUGAUAAAAUGGGUAAGUAAUGGUAUAUUCUAGUUCUUACUGUUCUAGUAGUUUAUCCAAUACAAACCAAAACUGCUACAUAAAACUUACUAAUUUAAAGAUCUUGGUGAUCAUUGUAUACAAAUACCAUGAAGCUUAUAGUUUCAUCCUAAGAGGCAAAAGAUUGCAGUAGGUAAAAAGGAGAAACUUGGACUUUUGCUUAGGCUUACAGUCAAGAGAUCAGUAUAUUAUUUGGUCUGUAUAUGCCCAAUUUUUUGCAGUAUGUCACUAAUUAUUUCUUCCUAGUUACAGUAAUAUUUCUUACAGAUGUCACAUGAGCUGCCCCUUUACUGUGACUAUAAUGUGCUCCUCUCUACUGAAGAGCAUGCACAUGUUGAACUUUACAGACACUUAAAAAAAGCACUACACUUGUACACCUGACCUAUCAGUAUGACUUAAAUGGUGAUGGGCUUUCUUAAAAUGGCUAAUGUACAUUUAAAUCUGGAUUUAAAAAUGUUAAUUUGAGCAUUUAAAGAAGGGUGCUGCUAAGUGGUCAUGCUACAGAUGCCUACUUCUAAUGCCAGAAAUGAUGAAUGUUUACUUGAAAGCACAGUAAAUGGACACUUUUUUUGGUACGUCCUUAGCACUCCCAUGUGGAUGUAAAUGGUACUAAAUGUUAGUCAUCUUUCAUUGCUUUCUUCUUGGAAAGAUCGCCACAGGUGGGGUAGUAGCAAAAAUAACUGUGCUGAACAUUGCUAUGAACUCUACUACUGUAUUUGCUGCCCUCCUCAAAAAAACAGUUGGGAGAGAAGGAAACUAAAAAAAAAAAAUACUUAUGUUAAAACACAUUACCUUCAUGUAAUAGAGAAAUAAAGCUCAGCAACAGAGACAGAACUGGAAAGUCUUUUACAGAGAUGAGAGACCUUUCUCUUAAUUGGAUUAUUGCAAAUCCAUUUACCAGGCUCUUAAAUUGGAAUCUGUUCAAUCUCUGGCUUUCUCCUAUCAGUAGCCUCUGGCUAGACAGUUUAUCCUAAAUUGUUUGGUAUUAACCCAAAUUUUUCUUGUUGCAGUAGAUGUGAAGUAUGAUUUACUGUUCUAGAAACAGAUCCAUUAACUUCAGUGCAAGGUGAAGUCUUUCCAUUAACUUUAAAUGAAUUUUCCCAUUGCUCUGUGUUGGUUUUUUUUGUUUGUUAGUGGGGUUUUGGAGGUUUUUUUUUGUUUUGUUUUGGGGUUGUUUUCUUUUUUUUAACUCAUAAACCUUGAAUCUUAAAGAUUCCUGGGGUAAUUUUGAAAAUGGGUCCAAGCUGUCAGAUGAACUGGAACCAUUUUUCCUUACUGGCAGAUCUAAUAGUUAUAAACCUCCAUUCUCAUCGUGAUACUUUUACAAUAUACAUGUUUUGGAUUUACCUAGAACUCUUAUAUGGGCACACAAAAUUAGAGUGAUACUAUAAGAUUGAACACUUCUGUAUUGAAGUGUUCUAUUCCAGGCAUUGUAAAAUCAAUAUCUUAAAUUCAGUUACUGAGAAGAGGGAUCUUAAAAGUAAAUAUUCCUGUUAGGCAUCAUUCAAAUGAAUUUUGCUGCUUAAGUACUCAUGAGAAAAAUAUCCUACCAUGCCAGUGAAGUAACUUUGCUUAUAAGUAAGCCUGCAUGUGCUACUUUAUGAUGCUUCUUAGAAUCCAAAGAGAAAUGCUGUGAAACAGAAUGGAGACAAAGGCUCUUGUUCUAGUAUUUAUAAGGAAAAAGAAGGAAGAUGAAAACACUGAAAUAGAUGAUUUUACAUAAAAUUGAGCUAAAGCUACACCUAACUUCUAAGAAAUGUAGAAUUGAGUUGUUUGUGUAACAGUUCUUCAGAGAAAACCCCAGACUUACAAGGAAGCAGCAGUAUUAAGCACGUCAUUCAACAGUACAGCUGUGUAUCUGUGCUGGUUCUCAUCCAUAACUUACAAUAUAAAAACAAAACCCAGCUCAGUGAGAGGUGCUUGGGGAUUAAAGUACUUAAAUAUUAUUAGCAGUUUUUUGUAAGUUGUUACUUCAAGCUGUCACUAAUAGUUUCUAAAACAGUAACAAAGUGCUGCAAUGCUUAAAACAUACUGAAGCUUUUUUUCUAACUGGCUUAAGUUUCCAUGGAUUUAACCAUAUGUUUAAAUCUUAUUAACCUAGAAAGUAGCAUGUAAGAAUGUCAGGCUAGAUACAGGUAGCUUAUGUAUUGCAUAUUUCAGUUCUGAACUCAUCUUUCCUAGCAAAACACUCAAUGCCUGAAUGAUGUUUAAAUAUGAAGUAACGAUACUGUGCGGUCUGUGUGUCUGAAAUACUGGUGUUGAGGAUUCCUUCUCUUCUAUUGUAAAUCAGGGAUUAAAAACUCAGAGAGGUUUGACUUGUUUUCAGUGAAAAUGUUUUAAUUGCAAAGGACUUGGAGUUUAGCCAAUAGGUAGCAGUUUGUUUUCUGUGGCUCUUGGCUGUGUACAAACCUUUAAGAUGCAAACUAGGUGGAAGGAGAGGGCAGACCACUUCUUACUGGGAGGAGCAGUGUGUGGCUUUUUGAAUUAUUAUAUUGGCUGCAUCCUACAUGCAGUCUUAUCUGUAUUAUAGUUGAAAGAAGAUGCUGUAUUAUGCUAUUAUAGUUAAUGUUUGCACUUUUUCAAAUGAUUAUGUAGUUGUUGACCCAGUCCUUCUGCUAGAUGAAGAGUGAAUGUUUUUGUCCUUUACUUGCUGUCUGUAUGGUUAAACAUAACUGGUUUUAGUUCUGGUAAAUGUCAAUGGGAAAAAUGCAGAUCCCUUGGAUACAGUACCUAAGGUGUCUGUGCAUGGGUUUCUUCUAGGAGAAAUACUCUUCUUUCAAGCUGUGCCUAAAUAAUAUUAAUGUCAGCUCUUGCAUUUUCUCUCAGCAUAAUAUGGUCUUUAGGAGGUUAGCAUUUGUGACACUGCAAAGAAUUACUGAAGAAAAAUCUCCUUUGUGCCAAUUGAGAUCAAUUUUCACAAAGCAUCUUUGCUGAAAUAUGUUUGAAGAUGACUGGGGGGAAGGGGGGGUGGUUGCUUUUUAAUUAAGAGAAAAGGUGGUCAGAAAUGAGUCUGAAAUAAAAGCAUCUCAAACAGUUGGGGUCCAGGCAUGAUGCAGGCACAUGUGUGUGGAGAGGGGUCUCUGUGGCAUAAGCAAUACUGGAUUCAGUACACAGUGGCUUCUCGAGGAAGGCAAACCACAUUGUACUUGUACAGUACAGACAGCUGUAAGCCAUCUUUACCUGUCCUUUUGAGCUUCUUUCAGACUGACAGCACAGUACUAAAGGUGGCAAUACCUAAAAUGUGAAGGUCACUUACAAACCAAAAUUAUAAACGGGGCUGAAAAGGCAGAUCUCUGUAAAAUCAGUCAUCAGAGAGGUGCCUUCUAAUUCAACAGAACAUACAAUUGGGUGUUACUUCGAGUGAGAGUCACAUUUAAGAUGAGUGGGCCUGUUUGCUUUCUAAAUUAUUUUUUUCAUUGAAGAUGGCUGGAGCGCUGAGAAUAUCAAGAGGAGAUUUAUCUCUGCUUACUUUCACCUCUACCAUUGAAGUCUUUGUGUGUAAGCCUUAAGCAAUACUGUUAAACUCCAACCCCUCUUACAUUUUGAGGAACUUAGCAGUGUUUUGUUACUUCUGUAAAACUGGGUUGGCAUUCCACUUUUUUUACAGUUUGUUGCUAUUCAAAAUGCUGCUUAUGCUGAAGCCUGUGCUGCUUUGGACUCCUGUCUAACUACGCCUGCUAAUUGUCUUUUCUAAAUGGCUCAGUACGGGAAGAGUAGGAUUAACAUUUGAAAAGGCCUCAUAAUUAACCCUAAAGCCGAAAGGCAUUCUUGUCAGACACAUCUUUGCACAAUUUGUACUUGAAAAUAAUUUCUAGUUUCAGAACCUAACAUGCUAGGACAUACAUUUUUUUCCCCUCAGGAAUCAAUUCUUGCUCCUAGUUUCAGAACCUAACAUGCUAGGACAUACAUUUUUUCCCCUCAGGAAUCAAUUCUUGCUCCUUAAACGUUUAGCACAUUUUCAUUUGUGUUUAUUUUUGUGAUUCAGGAGAACAUGUGUGAGAUGUGAAAAAGGUUCUGCUAGGUUUUUAGGUUAGAGUUUGUACCAAGGAACGUGAAAGUAAAAGCAGAAAUAAUAGUUUGAUGGCUGUGGUUCUUGUGCUUUCCAUAGGACUUUGAGAACUCUCAAGACUUCCCCAAAAACAGCACAAGACCUCACUUUGGCUGCAACAUGGUUUCAUCCUUAUCAGCUGACAGCUUUUCUUGCAUGACUUCUCCUAGGUUGGAUCCUGUGUAUCCAUAGCUCUGUAUGUCAGUUGGAGUUGUAUAUUCAACUGGGGAAGAACUAGGCAAGAAAGGGUGUUGGCUGCUGAGGAACCCUACAUGGUAAUAUAAGAACGCUGUAAUGCAUGCAUGAUGAGAAGCUGGUAAGAUGGCAUUGUUCUGUAGCUUUAGGAUCCAGUUCUGCAAACACUGUGCAGCAGACUACAAUAACAAAUUGAGAGACCUUCGGUGCUGUAGUUUCUGCUGAUCUUUGCAAACUGCAAAUUUCAUAUGAAUUGUUAACAAUUAGCAAGAGUUGGCUUUCAUGUUGUAAAACUUCCAGGAUGACACUUUAUAGCUGAUACUUUGUUAGAUAACUGAGUGUUAUGGUGUGCUGUAUACGUGCAAGAGAUACUAGAGCUAGGCUGUGAUUUGUGUUGCAAUCUGUUCACUGUGUUAAACCCAAACCAAAACCAGCUAUUGCACUAGCUGUACUUUAAAAAAAGCAAUAACGGGAGCAUCUUGUAGCUUUUCUCUUCAAAGGUGCUGUCUGUCAUGAUCACUUCACUGUUGACUGUGAAUUUGGUAAAAACAUGUUAAAGAAAUUGUCCUACGUAGUUUACUUGGCACAUACAAGUUGAAAUUUUUUAUGGUCAGCCUGUGUACUAAUGAAUACAGUUGGACUAUUUACAUGACCACCCAGAUCUUUAAAAAUCAAAAACCUUCUAUCCAUUUAUGGUGCUAAUAAUCUCAGAUACUGUUAAGAGCUGGUAUUCUCUUAUUACACAUGAACACUAAGGAAAGCUGUUAUGACACCUUUUCAAUAAAGCUAAAUUUCUCUACAUUUUAAGCCUGUUCCAAAUGCUUUUUAUAUAAAUACAACCCUUUUCUAUUUCUGUUUUAUAUAAAAACUGCAAAAAACGGUAUUUUAAUGCAGGAAAACAUUAGGAGUGUAUAGUAUUCUAAAUUACAUGUCCAAUUCUAAGUUUUCAUACACUUUAGGAUAGCUAAUCUUCUGAAACUCAGUCUAAAAUGUAAGAAUUGUGCUAGGUGGGAUUAAGGGACAGGCUAGUUUAAAGAAAAUCAUUCUCUGGCUUCAUCACUGUUGAAGGCUUGUAGAAUGAGGAAAGGAUGUGAAAUGGACAAAGCUGUAUUAGGAGGACAUUGAUUAUGCAGUGUAGAUGCUGACACUUAAAAAAACUCAAACAACUUGUGAUGAACAUGACCAUGUAACUGUAUCUAAAGAACAGAAGUGAAAACAUAAUUCUCAAGGCAGUUCAUAGUAGGACAUGAUAAAAACACAUGAAAGAACCUUAAACUAGACUGUUUAUAUUGUGAAAGAGCAAAGUAACUUUCUAGCUUUGUUUGAAAGCUUCACAUGCAACUUUUUCUUAAGAUGAAAAACUAUCUUGUGCCUUCUGUUGCAGAAGCUAUUGUUGCCUUCCCUCCUGUCUUUGGUUAUGAUUUUAUUGUAGAUAAUGAAAGACAGUGCACUUCCAGAUCUUGCAGAGAGGCAUUUUUGGGACUUCCUAUCCACAGAGAAUACCGAGCCUUUAGUUCUUGUUAAAGGCCCCUUCCUUCCCAGCUUGCAGUUGUGAAAGUAUCUGCCUGUGACAGGUAUGGCAAUCCUGCUGUAGCUGGCUCUUAAAUGAGCAUGAUGCCCUUAAUUCAUCCAGACACGUGAAUGUGUGGAGCGGGUGCCAUGUCCAGGUACACUGGUGACACUGCAACACACUUGUCUGCUCUGAAGUGGUUGCACCCUGAGUCUUUGGUCACUAAGCUGCUGUCCUUCAUAUGCUAGAAUAAAUUCUCUUCAAUCACUUGCACCUAGUACUUCAAGAAAUAAACGGGCUUCUCUAAGAUCUAUUUGAUGGAACCUGUGUGUCAGUGCAAAGAAUAUUCCAUGUUUAGAGUAACUUAGUUAAAGGCAGAAACAAGCCCACCAUCUAGGAUAAAACCAGGGCUGGGUGGGGUUUUUGAGUGAAGGUGGAUAGUCUAGUAACAAUAGUCUGGAUUGUCUUCCUACUUGUCUCAGUGCCUGCUUUAAGAGUAGGACACUUGGAAAAGCCAAAGAUUGAACAAAGUCAUCCAUAGUAGUCCUAAGCCACAUUGAAAUAUAACUUUCCUAUCUUGAUUACUAGAUGCUUCAGAGAAAAUGGACUGUAUUUUUUUUCAUUUACAAAAAAAGUGCAAUAUUUAUGGAAAUACUGAGGCAAAUGGCUGCAUGUUUCCAUGCCCUGCAAAAACAAAACCUUUGCAAGCAUGUGACAUGCACUUGACCAAAAGUAGGUUUUUUUAGCUUUAGUAUCUGCUGUGUUACAGAAACAUGUUUCAGUACACUAGUGUAACUCAGAAAUUUCAGCUAUUUUCAAUGUGCUUUUGACAAGAAGAGUGUUUUUUAUGAAUGAAGUGCCUGUGGAAAUAAAACUCCAAAAGUUGCCUGCAAGCUCAAAUAAAGCAUAUAAAACCACAGCCCGUACUUGAAGAGAAUGGGUGCUAAGUCAGCAGCUGCAGAGAACAGCUAGUCAACAGUCCUAAGCAUUGACAGGAUUCAAAGACUAAGAUAAAUUUUGAGAGAAGAAUAUUAUGUUGCUUUCAAGAGUUUACUGUGUUCAUUAAACUUCCAAUGCUUCUGCUUGGGCCUUAACUCUGUAACUUGGCUAUCUUUAAAGAAAAAUUAGUUCCUUUGAACUGUUCUAUUUUUAUGCUUAUUUUUAUGCCAGUCUCUUCUCUGGUGGGGAUUUUUGUUUGCUUGUUACAUAGAGUUGGUUUUUGACCUGUUAAAAGUGGAGUACCCAAAUGCUUUGAUUCCUCAGUUUGGGACAAUAGUUUUUUGUUAAGUGCAGAAUUAAAGGGAGUGUGCAUUUUAUUACACUGAUGCUAGGACUGAGGAGGAAUAAUUUCCAUGGAAAGCACUGUAGUGCUAAAACUUGUAUAUGUUGUUUUUUGGGGUAUGCAGAAUAUUAGUAAAGUACUUGGAUAUAUUUUGCUGUUAAUUUCAUGCUUUAAAAAGAGGCUAUUUGGUUAUAAUUUAAAUUGGAGAAACUGAUUUUAAUGUUGCAACAACUAUUAUUUUAAUUUGAAACAUCCACUUAUGUACUGGUAUCUUAGAGCAAAAGUUGCAUUUUAUCACAUUAAUUUCGAUAAAAUUUUUUAAUUAAUCUCAUUUUAUGUGGAAUUUAAUCUCUGGACACCCUAGAAUUGGCUAUAUGCCACUGAAACCAAUAUUUCAACUGCAUACAUAGGGAAGGAAGGCAUUUUUUUAAUCUAGUUCUUGACUAGACUGAGAAGGAAGUGAGGCUAAAUUACUCUUGUACAAAGAAAACAGGCAAAAACAGUAAUGUGUUUCAGCUGUGCUGAAUAGUUUAGCUUCUUAUUUUCACACUACAGAAUUUAAUUUUUUUUUGAGACUCAGAUUUAAAAUGUCUUUAGUUCAGCUAAAUUUUCACCUGGUUUUAUAUAUUUUUUCUAAUAGAUGCAUUUUAUUGGUGCACAUUGUAAUUAACCACUGAAUUUCUGCCAAAUAUGGACAAAAUAAAAGCUGGAUUCUGUUCUGCCAGUUUAAAUCUGUUCUUAGUUUUUCUCUUUUGUUUAAUUCAUGGCUGAGAAAAUGUCUAUUUGCUGUUUAGAUUAAAGAGACAGUUGCCUUAAUUGCUUAGAGGAAAACUGACCGUGACCAUUUGAAGCUUUAUGUAUUUCUGAAAUUGCUGUAACUUCUGUAUAAUUGCAAUAAAACGUUUUUAAUACAGUUCAGCCACUA